Messenger RNA from Condylura cristata (star-nosed mole), 809 nucleotides. RefSeq names its product small proline-rich protein 2E. The transcript is spliced from 2 exons. The coding region runs from base 52 to 294 and encodes 80 amino acids. Lineage: Eukaryota; Metazoa; Chordata; Mammalia; Eulipotyphla; Talpidae. The record is from RefSeq and is a predicted model, not a curated record. Gene Ontology annotation, cellular component: cornified envelope.
CCCGGAGAGUCCUGAUCCACUUUGGAGAAGUGACCCUGAGACUGAAGAACGAUGUCUUAUCAACAGCAGCAAUGCAAGCAGCCCUGCCAGCCACCUCCUGUGUGCCCACCCAAGUGUCCUGAGCCCUGUCCACCUCCCAAGUGCCCUGAGCCCUGCCCACCUCCCAAGUGCCCUGAGCCCUGCCCACCCCCAAAGUGCCCUGAGCCUUGCCCACCUCAGCAGGGCCAGCAGAAAUGCCCUCCUGUGCAACCUCCUCCACCCUGCCAGCAGAAGUGCCCACCUAAGAGCAAGUAACUGCUUCAGGAUGCAUCAGGAACAGGGAAGAAUAAGGACAAUUGGCUCACCUGGCUCCACAGCCCCACCUGUCUUCUCUUCAAAGCCUGUCACGGAUGAGGUUUUCCCUUAGCCUGUAGUAGAUGGCGAGGAUUCCAACAGGGAAAGGUUUCCCUCUAGCGGCUGUAACGCCGGUACUUUCCAGAAGGCGGCUGGAAAAGGGUGAUCCUGGGCUGUGCCAGCCUCCCUGAGCUGCAGAAGCAGGAGCAGCAAGCAGAAGCCGGAGCAGCAAGCAUCCUGGGAAUCGAAGAUUCUCUCCGACGUCUUCUGUGUCUGUUACUUGGGCAGGGGUUUCUACCAUCUGGGCAAUUGUAAUUGUUCUUCCACUUCCUGAUGCCUGUGUUAUCCCCUUUAAUCACUGUUCGAUUUGAUAUAGAAACUAGUCUUUUGGUGGUGAUCAGAACGUAGUAUGUGCAAAUGUUGAAUUAUAAUGCUAUAGGCUACGCAGUGUUCAUUAUGUACCUGAAAUCUAAAUA